CUGGCCAGGGCCGGCAUGGCGGGCAGCUGGGCGCUGGCGCUGGGCUUGGGGCUCUGCCUCACCGCGUUGCGCCAAGGAGGCUGCCACCCGCCUGGCGCAGCCACGGCACCCCAAACCGCAGCUGUGCUGCGGGAUAAUUUCCGCCUGCAGCCGGGUGAUUUGGUGGCCACGGCGGGGCAAGCGUUGGAGCUGGAUUGCGUGCCACCCUCGGGGCACCCCGAACCCCACGUCACCUGGAAGAAGGACGGGGUGACCUUGGACUUGACCGGUGACCGGUACAUGGUCACCAAUGGGAAGUUGCGGGUGGCACCAGCGCGACGGAGCGAUUCCGGGCUCUACAUCUGCGUGGCGGCCAAUGCGGCAGGCAAGAGGGAGAGCCGGGGCGCCCGUGUCUCCGUCCUGGAGAAGCCGACCAUCGUGCGGCGCCCGAGCGACACCGUGGCGGUUGCCGGCAGCACCGUGGAGCUGGGCUGUGGCGCCCAAGGUGACCCGGCACCGCGGGUGCAGUGGCACAAGGAGCGUGGGGACCUGCCCUGGGGCAGGCACGAGGUGGACCCGGAGUACACAUUGCGCCUCUACGCCGUGACGCCCGCCGACGCCGGCACCUACGUGUGUACGGCACAGAGCCAGCUGGGCACCGCUGCUGCCACCGCCCGCCUCCACGUGGAGGACCAGCUGCCGACGGGCCGGUGGGAGGCUGCGCCACGGGACCUGCUGGCCGUGCGUCUGCACCUGGACAACGGCACCGCGCUGCCCACCGCCGCCAUCCGGCUCCACUGGCGGAUGUUGAUGCCAGCGCCGGUGCCGGAGGGCUACAUGGUGCUGUACCGCUGCCUGCUCCCUGCCAGCACCUCCUGGGUCCAACACGACGCAGGCAGGGAGCUCAGCACCAUCAUCCCUGCGCUCCGCAGGGGCUACAAGUACGAGUUCAAGGUCCGACCCUACACUGGAGGGACCCAAGGCUUGGACAGCAACAGCAGGCACCUCUGGAUACCCGAGGAAGUACCAAGUGCGGCGCCCCAGCACGUCACCGUGGGCCAGGCUGAGACGGGGAACGGCACCGUGGUGGUGACCUGGGAGCCACCUCCUCCUGAGGCCCACAAUGGCAUCAUUCGGGGCUACAAGGUCUGGUCAAUGGGAGAGGGCUGGCAGCACCCCACUAACAGGACAGUGGACGGAGGCACCCGCCGCCUGGAAACCCUCCUCCCAAGCUCUGGGGCCGAAUUCUGCGUCCAGGUGGCGGCUUUCAACAGCGCAGGGCUGGGGGUCCGCAGCAAUGCCACCUGCAGUGUCCUAGGUCUGACGGCGGGGAGCAAUGGGGUGGUGCGGGUGCUGCGGCAGCCCGCUGUCAUCGCGGCUGUUGGCUCGCUGCUCUGGUUGGCCUUGCUCGCCCUCCUCCUCCUCCUCUGCCAGCGCCGUGCCAGCCAAGACGCCGCGGCUCGCCACAGGCUGGUGACCGGUGACUCACCGUGGCUCAGUGGCCCCUGGAAACCCGGCUGUGCCCCCCAAAACCUCAGCAGUAACAGCAGCCUUAGCAGCCGGCUCCUGGGCAGCGACGGCAGGGACCCCCACCCCUCCAGUGAGACCCAUGGGAGCUGGGACCCUCACCCAGUGCCAUGGGAUCCCCACCCCUCCACUCUGUCCUUGGAGCCGCCGAGCCUCGGACCCCCCACGCCCCCCAACCGCAGCAGCCUCCGUGGGGGGCACCCACCGCCCCUUGGGGACACCGGGUGCUGUGGCGGGGGGCACCCCGGGGUGCACACCUCGCCCAGCACCCCAAACCCAGCACCCUGGGAGCGCAUCCGCAAGCGAGAGCUGCACCAAGUGCACAGCACCCCGGUGCUCGCGGGUGGCCCCGGCUACGUCCCAGUCACCGGGAGCAGAGGUGAGUGGGGGACAGAUUUUGGGCUGGCAGCCGGGUGGCCUCAGCAAAGGGGACAUGAUGGUGACACUGACACCGCCCUGAUGGCCGGAGGGGACCCACGGCAGCUGCCGGUCUUCAGCUCCCCGAAACCGCGGCGGGGCAGCGCCUUGCUUUCCUCCAGCGUCACCGGGUCACCAGUGACACCCCCAAGACCACCCCAUGCAUGGCACCCGCCAGUGACCCGGUCCCCAGCCCCCGUGUGCCCCAGGGACACAUCCCCAGUCACUGGGAUCCCCAAGGACAUGUCCCCGGCCACCCAGUGCCCCAGGGACACAUCCCCGGUCACUGAGAGCCCCAGGGAUGUGUCACCGGUCACCAGGCGCCCUAGGGACAUGUCGCUGGUCACUGAGCACCCCAAGGACAAGUUCCUGGCUACCAGGCACCCCAAGGAUGUGUCACCAGUCACCAGGCAUCCCAGGGACAUGUCCCCAGCCACCAGGCACCCCAAGGACCCAUCACCAGCCACCAGGCACCAGAGGGACACAAUCUCAGCCACCAAACACCCUGAGGACAUGUCCCCGGUCACCAGGUGCCCCAGGGAUACGUUCCCGUGCAGCAGGUACCCCAAGGAUAUGUUACCAGCCACCAGCCACCCCAAGGACACAUCUCCAGUCAGCGGGCACCCAAGGGAGACGUCCCCAGUAAUGAGGCUCCCCAAGGAGAAGUCCCCAGCCACCGGGCACCACAGGAACAAGUUCUUGGCCACCAGGGACAUGUUCCUGUCCAGCAGGUACUCUGAGGACAUGUCACCAGGCAUGAGGCAUUCCAAGGACACUUCCCCAGCCACCGGGCACCACAGGGACACAUCUCCGGUCAUCAGGCACCCUGAGGAAAUGUCCCCAGCCCCCGGUCACCACAAGGACAUGUUCUUGGGCACCAGGUAUCCCAAGGGCAUGUCCCCAGCCACCAGGCACCCAAGAGACACAUCUCUGGCCACCAGAUACCUAAAGGACAUGCCACCGGUCACCAGGCAUCCCAAGGACACAACACCAGCCAGCGGGCACCCAAGGGACACAUCCCCAGUCACCAGGCACCCUGAGGAGGUGUCCUCAGUCACUGGUCACCAGAGGGACAUCUUCUUGGGCAACAGGGACAUGUUCCUGGCCACCAGGUACCCCAAGGACAUGUCCCCAGCCACCAGACACCCCAGGGACAUGUCCCCAGUCACCGGGCGCCUCUCGCCGGCAUUCAGCGAUGGGGUCCUCACGCCGCAGAGGGUGGCUGAGGACCUGGAGAUGGACCAGGGCACCACCUGCCCCAGCCCCCCAGCACCGACCACACCACGGUCCUUCUCGCCGCUGCACACCUACGGCUACAUCUACGGGCCACCAGCCUCUGAGCUGGGCGAGGAGGAGGAAGAGGAGGAGGAGGAAGAGCGGCAAGCGACAAGGGGCUCACCGGGGGGGUCGCUGCUGAACGGCUGGGGGUCCGUCUCGGAGGACAACUUCGCCAGCGCCCGCUGCAGCUUGGUGAGCUCCUGCGAUGGCUCCUUCCUCCUGGACGCCAGCUUUGCCCGGGCACUGGCAGUGGCCGUCGAUGGCCUCUGCUUCGGCCUUGAGGACGCCGACGGGGGCUAUGGGGGUCCCUCACUGCCACCAUCACCCUUAGAGGGCGUCUUCUCACCCGGGGUCCCCAUCCCCACCUGGGACUGGGGGACAGUGCUGGGGAUCCCACGGAGAGCUGGGACAGAGGCGGCCACGGGCAUACCGCAGCACAGUGGACACGGGUUGGGGAGCGGCAGCCCCUGGGCCAGGGCAGGUGGCGAGCCGGGGACAGGAGGGACAGGAGCGUGGCGGUCGCCAGGGUGCAGGACGCGGCAAGGCCAGAGUUCCCUUGGCUCAGCUAAAAUCCAGCUUUAUUAAGUGGUUCCCCAAAAAGGGGCUCUUUG
This is a messenger RNA of Gavia stellata (red-throated loon), 3812 nucleotides long. It is a transcript of the gene ROBO4, whose product is annotated as roundabout guidance receptor 4. The record is from RefSeq and is a predicted model, not a curated record. Gene Ontology annotation, molecular function: protein binding. The transcript has 21 exons. The coding region runs from base 16 to 3786 and encodes 1256 amino acids. Gene Ontology annotation, cellular component: plasma membrane; axon. Gene Ontology annotation, biological process: cell-cell adhesion; axon guidance. NCBI's taxonomy places the organism in Eukaryota, Metazoa, Chordata, Aves, Gaviiformes, Gaviidae.